Messenger RNA from Filobasidium floriforme, 802 nucleotides. RefSeq lists its product as uncharacterized. Bases 49 to 741 code for a protein of 230 amino acids. The record is from RefSeq and is a predicted model, not a curated record. The transcript is spliced from 4 exons. NCBI's taxonomy places the organism in Eukaryota, Fungi, Basidiomycota, Tremellomycetes, Filobasidiales, Filobasidiaceae.
AACUAACAACCAGCGAAGACCAGCAUAGAACUAUCUGCCGCCAUCGGCAUGGGUUCAUCUAGCAGUAAAGGCGCACGUCGUCUCCCUCGAGAACUCUCAAAACAGGCCGAACAACGAGCAUCAGCACCGAGUUCAGCGGCGCAGGCUCCCAACAGGUUCGCCGAUGCGAGCAGGGCGACGACAGGGAACGUCGAGUACUCUGCAUCCCGUACUACUGGACCUGGGACUGAACAUGGUCGAGGGCGCCAGAAUGUGUAUGCGAGUGAAGAGAUGGACGAUUCCAUCAAGGAGGACGGCGGUGAUCCUGAUUUCCUGAAAAAUCUGUCGAGACUCGGGCAGGUGGCCGUUCCCAAGCCAGGAACACCGUUCGAGAAGCAAGCACCUGCCCUCCGUACCCUCAUGUCCCGAACAGCCACAUCAACCUCCUCAGCCGCUCCUCCGCAAAACCACCUCUCCGCAGCCUCCCUCUCUAACCUCCUGGAUCGACUGAAAUCUCUACCUGCCAACGAGAGCAGUACACCAUCCCAAGCCGAAUUGUCGCUCUAUAGGGACUAUGCUGUGGAUCCAGAGACGAUGAGCACGUUGAGAAGAUGGGUGAAUAGUCCGAGUAUCGACCCGGAGAAGACCAAGAUCAUCUUGUCGGAACAGGGAGAAGAGUCGGUAGAGAUGACGGCGGUCUGGGUCAGCUCUUCUGCUACGGAAGCGCAGAAGGUCAUCCCGCCCGGUCAGAAGACGAGUUGAGAACUGUAUACCGACAACCUUACGAAUCUAAAAGAUUGCAUUAUGACAUCCUGCUCCAAGA